This is a messenger RNA of Varanus komodoensis (Komodo dragon), 756 nucleotides long. RefSeq names its product phosducin (gene PDC). Gene Ontology annotation, biological process: regulation of G protein-coupled receptor signaling pathway. Bases 1 to 756 code for a protein of 251 amino acids. NCBI's taxonomy places the organism in Eukaryota, Metazoa, Chordata, Lepidosauria, Squamata, Varanidae. The transcript is spliced from 3 exons. The record is from RefSeq and is a predicted model, not a curated record.
AUGGAAGAGGAAACGAACCUUAGUUUGGAAGAAGAAUUUGAAGCACCAGAGGCAACACAUACAGGACCUAAAGGAGUGAUCAACGACUGGAGGAAGUUUAAAUUGGAAAGCAAAGACCAAGAUGCUCUUCCUCUAAGCAAGAAAGAGAUCCUCAUCCGGCAAAUGUCUUCACCGCAUCGCUCUCAUAGUAGAGAUGAUAAAGACACCCGAGAACGAUUCAGUCGCAAGAUGAGCAUGCAGGAGUACGAGCUGAUCAACGACGACAAAGAGGACGAAAGUUGCCUACGGAAAUACCGCAAGCGUUGCAUGCAAGACAUGCAUCAACGGCUGAGCUUUGGGCCCAAGUAUGGCUACCUCUCUGAGCUGCAGAACGGGGAACAGUUCCUGGAAGCCGUGGAGAAGGAGCGGAAGACCACAACCGUCAUCGUUCACAUCUACGAAGAUGGCAUCAAGGGCUGCGAGGCCCUCAACAGCAGCUUGACCUGUCUUGCUGCUGAGCACUCCACGGUGAGAUUCUGCAAGAUCAAGGCAUCCAACACAGGGGCAGGAGAUCGUUUCUCCAGUGAUGUUCUCCCAACGUUGCUUGUGUACAGAGCUGGGGAGCUGGUCAGCAAUUUCAUUAGUGUCACUGAACAGUUCAACGAAGAGUUUUUUGCUGUGGAUGUGGAGUCAUUCCUUAAUGAAUAUGGCUUGCUACCUGAGAAGGAAAUCCCAGCCCUUGGGAAUGGCAACCUGGAAGAACAAGAAGUUGAAUAG